Chenopodium quinoa (quinoa) is the source of this 1997-nucleotide messenger RNA. Its product is annotated as mitochondrial arginine transporter BAC1-like. Gene Ontology annotation, molecular function: L-ornithine transmembrane transporter activity. Gene Ontology annotation, biological process: mitochondrial L-ornithine transmembrane transport. The record is from RefSeq and is a predicted model, not a curated record. The coding region runs from base 580 to 1395 and encodes 271 amino acids. The transcript is spliced from 8 exons. NCBI's taxonomy places the organism in Eukaryota, Viridiplantae, Streptophyta, Magnoliopsida, Caryophyllales, Amaranthaceae.
ACAUUCAACCAACUUAACCCCAUUGCUUAAUUUUAUUGCAUUUAUACAAUUUUGGAUUUAUUUGCACUAUACCCAUAUAUUUUGUUUGUUUAAUUUUCUUGUGGAUAUCAUGGAUUGUUGAGGUAAUGGUUUAUUUUAGACAUAUUGAAAAUAUGGUGUAUUUAUUGUUUUUGUGUUGAAUUUAUACCAAAUGCAAAUGGGUAAAUAUAUGAGCUUGUGGUGGCAAUUUUGCUGUUAAUUCUGUGAGUGCUGAUGAUGGGCAAACUUGAGUUCUGUUGUUGGAAUCAUUGAUGUUGGAAUGAGUUCAUGAAUAGGGGUUUGUUUAUGGAAGAUUAAUUUGCUUGUGAUUCGACUUGAAAUGCUGGGGUUUGUUUUGGAUCUAUGUCACUAUUGUUUUUUUGGUGUUCUUUCCGGUUCAUCCUUUGGGCUAAUCCGGAUUCGGGCUCAGUUUUGAGGGGUUAGGUUCAAGUCCCCUCCUAAUUGUUAUUGUGGGUGAUUGAACACGCGAUCCUCCCUAUCAAGUGUAGCACUGUACCAACAACCAAUUGGUGAAGUUACAAAAACACAAUACUGAAGUACAUGGUGUCAAGUAUAGAAAUGGAUUGCAUUGUGCUGCUAGGAUAUUGCAGAAUGAAGGGGUAUGGAUCUCUGUUACCCAGCUUUAAGGUAAGGGGUCUUUAUCGAGGUGCCACCUCCUCUUUUAUAGGGAUGGGUUUUGAAAGUUCACUUCUGUUUGGCAUAUACUCGCAAACAAAGCAAUCUCUCCAGGGCAAGCUGCAAAGUUCUGGACCUGAUUCCCUAGUCAUAAUUCCAUCAGCUGCCUAUUCUGGGGCUAUAAUCAGCUUUGUACUCUGUCCUACGGAGCUAGUGAAGUGUAGGAUGCAAAUUCAAGGAACUGAUUCUUUGAUUCCGAAGGCGAGCACAUAUACCGGUCCUGUUGAUUGUGCCCUUAAGACUAUAAGAACUGACGGGGUAACAGGCAUUUUCCGUGGAGGGACGGCAACCUUUCUAAGAGAAUCUUUGGGGAAUGCUGUUUUCUUUAGUGUUUAUGAGAAUGUCCGACAUUCUAUGCACUUGAAACUCAAAGAUUGUUCUGGAGAAUAUAAAGGCUUGGCUGAGAUAGGGGUUGGGAUCAUCAGUGGUGGCCUAGGUGGUGUUGCUUUUUGGUCUGCUGUUUUGCCCCUGGAUAUGGCAAAAACCAUGAUUCAGACCAACCCAGAUCCAAACUACUCCAGAAAUCCUUUUCAAGUGUUGAAGUUGGUUUACAAACAAGCUGGGCUAAGAGGAUGCUAUGCUGGCUUAGGUCCAACUAUAGCACGGGCAUUCCCAGCCAAUGCAGCAGCAAUUGUCACCUGGGAAUUUGCCAUGAAAAUGUUAGGCAUCAGACAUGAGUAGUUAUCUUUCUUACAGAGAUUCAUUUGCGGUGAAUGGAAGCAGUGUGAUUUGACGGGAGAUUUGGAGUAAGGCGCAUUUAAUUGUUUGCCAUAAAAUUCAAGUGUCCAUGGUCUUUGAACUCUUAGGCUUACUUUGUGCUUGUUUGAUUCACAUGAGAAUUAAACUCCCAUGGGAAUUUAUACUUCACGAGAAAUUACUUCCUUUCUGCAAUACCUAGGAAAUGACAUGUUUGGUUGACUCCAGGAAUUCCCCGUUCCUGUGAAUUUCUAUCGACCAAGGGGUUUUAGGUAAUUAAUCACCCAUGUUUUGUGGGAAGCCGAAUUUCAUAAUUUUAGUACUUAUCAAACAUGUGAAAUAGCUACCCUAAAUUGUUUACUUAAAUAUCUACUUCCCCCAUUUUUUCUUUUUUUUUUUUGGUUAACCAAACAAGCACUUAGUGAUUACUCGUAGAGUGUAGGAAAUAGGCAGUUUGAAAAGCAUAUUGAUUACCUGGUGAAGUAUUAUUUGACUUGGGAUAGUUCUGAAUCAUUCUGGAGUGUACUUUGUAUUCCAUCAAUGAUAUUAGUGUUUUGUUAUAAAUAAUGAUACUCUGUAUUAACUUA